This is a messenger RNA of Wallemia mellicola CBS 633.66, 569 nucleotides long. RefSeq lists its product as hypothetical. The record is from RefSeq and is a predicted model, not a curated record. Lineage: Eukaryota; Fungi; Basidiomycota; Wallemiomycetes; Wallemiales; Wallemiaceae. Gene Ontology annotation, cellular component: nuclear exosome (RNase complex); cytoplasm. Gene Ontology annotation, molecular function: RNA binding. Gene Ontology annotation, biological process: RNA processing. The transcript has 2 exons. The coding region runs from base 1 to 564 and encodes 187 amino acids.
AUGAUCGUAUUACCAGGGCAACCAGUAUCAGAUAAUUCGGAUAAAAUAAAGCACAGGGAGAGUGUAUAUGAAAGAAGUGAUAAAUUAAUUUCAUCAACUAUCGGUAAAUUGAGUAAAAGUGAAGAUUCAAUAAGAGUAGAGAGUGCCCAUAAGAAUGCACAACCAUUACCUGAAAUAGAUAGUGAAGUACUCGCUACAGUUGUACGCUUAAAUAGUAAGCAAGCAACCUUACAAUUGGAUGUGAUAGACGGAGUACCUUGUACAAACAAUUCACAAGAUAGUAGCUUUCAAGCUAUACUUCGAAGUCAAGAUGUUCGUCAAACAGAUAAAGAUAGAGUAAAAAUGUACAAUUGCGUUAGGCCUGGUGAUAUUGUUAGAGCUAGUGUUAUAAGUCUAGGUGAUGCAAAAAAUUAUUAUUUAAGUACAGCGAAGAAUGAAUUAGGUGUAGUUUUCGCUACUUCAGAAUAUGGAAACCCAAUGAUACCAAUAAGUUGGGAAUCAAUGAAAGAUAUUCAAACAGAUACAAUUGAGCAACGAAAAUGCGCUAAACCAACGCCAUUAUAGACUAU